Molecule: messenger RNA, 855 nt
Organism: Lactuca saligna
Lineage: Eukaryota; Viridiplantae; Streptophyta; Magnoliopsida; Asterales; Asteraceae
Source: the annotation of a GenBank genome assembly
AUGGCACAUCCAGAUGUUACUUUCAUUGCAGGUUUAGAUGUACUCAAAGAUGAUUCAACUAUCAAAGUCAGAGUGAUAAACCUAUGGAACCUUUUUUCAUUUUAUAACAAUGCAAAACUCUUCUCUAUUGAGUUAAUUUUGAUAAAUGAACAGGGUACCAAGAUACAAGCAAAUGUAUUAAAAAAAUACAUCUACCGAUUCAAAAACAUUUUAAAAGAUGGCUUGGCAUUUUACAUAAAAUGUCCAAGCUUUGCAUCACAAAAGAUGGGUGCUUUCAGGUUAACUCAACAGGAACAUAAACUUAGUUUUCUUCAUGACACUGUUGUUACUGAGUGUCAUGACUUUUCUGGAACUACAUUUGGUUUUGAGUUUGUUGAUUACCAGUCUAUUAUCUCAUUGGCCCAUCAUGAAAACACUACUAUCAAUGCUAUUGGAUUAAUCAUUGCAUUUGGUGAGAUGGUACGAGACAAUGCUGAUAUGAAAAAACACAGGCUCAACCUCCAAAUCCAAGAUGCAAAUGGUUUGCAAUUGAGUGUCAAUUUGUGGGGUGCUUUUGCUUACAAAAUACAAGGCUUUCUUGAUAACAACCCACACAAUCUUCGUAUCAUUGUUAUCAUUCAAUUUGCAAAACUUAGUAUUUGGAGAGAUCACCCCACAGUUAACACCUACUUUACCGUGUCAAAGUUGUUCAUUAACACUAACAUUGAUGAAAUCAAUGAUUUUAAGAAAAGUUUGGAUGGAGAUGAUCGCCCAGAUUCAUCCAUGAAUACCAUCACACUUAUGAAGUCUAAUAAGGUUUCUGAACAUGAUGAUUUCAUGGUUAAGUUUCAGUUGAAGACUAUUGCUGAUGUGUAG